Messenger RNA from Didymodactylos carnosus, 258 nucleotides. NCBI's taxonomy places the organism in Eukaryota, Metazoa, Rotifera, Eurotatoria, Philodinida, Philodinidae. The record is from the annotation of a GenBank genome assembly.
AUGGAGAAUCCUAACUUAAGACGUCCAGAAACACGAAGUUUGACCAGAGGCCCACCCCUGGGAAAUUCAAUAGGUUUAAUAGAACAGCAGCGAUUUACAAACGAUGAUAAUGGUUUGAGAAGAACAACCACGACUUCCAGUUCGCCACCAGCAUACGAUGACAUAGUGCAACAAACUUCAACCACAACUGCAAUGGAGCAACAACCUUCACUAUCACCACCCUACGAUGUAUUUAUGUUGGGAAAUAGAGGAAACUAA